UGCCGCUUUACCACUCCUCUUCUUCCACCUCCUGACUCCUCUGCCUCUGCUCGCUCCUCUCCGAUCCGUCGAUAAAAUUGCGCCAUUGGAUCGGAGGGAGGUAGAACCCGCGCUCAGCCCCUUUCCCAGCCGCCCUCGGCGCCGGGCACGCUCCGCCUUCCUGACUCAGGCAUUCUUCCACUCAACCACAGCUCUGCUUCUCUUCCACUUCCCUCCGUCGCCCCCCUGGCGGGCUCGGGUUGACUUCUUCCUUCGCUGCGUUGCUGGUUUGGAAAAAUAAGAAGACUGCUGCCAGCCGGGAAGCGGAGAAAACUCACGGUUCAUAUCUACUUUGAGGGAGCCCAGUGGGAAAAAAGGGACCGGACAGAUCGUGCUGCAGGUCCAGACCACAAGCAUGGACAAAACUGCUAGUGUUGUAUUGGAUAUUGAGGGCCUGCCUCAACCACCUGAUAAAUGCUGCUCUGGAAGUCCAAAAAUGACUAGAGCCCUGUCACGUAAGGGUUCAACUCGCAUGGAGAGGAGAGGUGCUGACGAGCAGGAGCAAGAGGAUUUGGCAAAAAAGCUUAUCAUCAAAGUUGUGCCAUCUCAACUGGAGCAGCCCCUGGUUCAACAGAACAAGGCUCUGGUUGCUCCACACUGUACUCCCUGCACACCUGUUCUUAUCGAUUCUGGGGAAGGAAGGAUCAAAAGAUUUAACCGGUUCACAGCUAUCAACCCUCGGAAAAUUCUUCUCUUCUUUGCAACGCUGUCGAGCGUGGGGACGACGAUACUGAUAUACUUCACGCUGGGGAUCAACAGCAAAGCGGAGGCGUAGUCGUUAGCGGACACCGUUUACUUUGGCAGCAGCAGUACAUUCCAAGCUUUGAGUUUGCUUAUGUUUUGUUUGGGGAGGACCACAUGUUGACAGCAGCAACGAGAUGCAGAUGCAACCAGCCGUUUUUGCUCCAGCCCCUUGCCUCCCAAAUUUGCUUCUUCUUCAUCUGUAUGUAUAGAGAUUGGUUUGUUGUGACCUGUGAGUCUAUGGAGAUAGAGGAGCCAUUGGUGUUUGGUGAUGACUGA
This is a messenger RNA of Panicum hallii, 1059 nucleotides long. RefSeq lists its product as uncharacterized. The coding region runs from base 395 to 814 and encodes 139 amino acids. The record is from RefSeq and is a predicted model, not a curated record. The transcript is spliced from 6 exons. NCBI's taxonomy places the organism in Eukaryota, Viridiplantae, Streptophyta, Magnoliopsida, Poales, Poaceae.